Molecule: messenger RNA, 3918 nt
Organism: Myxocyprinus asiaticus (Chinese sucker)
Lineage: Eukaryota; Metazoa; Chordata; Actinopteri; Cypriniformes; Catostomidae
Product: serine/threonine-protein kinase Chk2-like
Exons: 16
Coding region: 202-1716 (504 amino acids)
Biological process (GO): mitotic DNA damage checkpoint signaling; protein phosphorylation
Cellular component (GO): cytoplasm; nucleus
Molecular function (GO): protein serine/threonine kinase activity; ATP binding; protein binding
Source: RefSeq, a predicted model, not a curated record
CUUUGACAGCUGACUGCAGGUCAGUGUCAAGUGUCCUUUGGCUGCUGUACGAUGAAAAACCUCCUUUAUGUCCUUACUGUGAAAGCUGAGAGGUCGUGGUGGAGAGACACAUGAAUGUGAGAUUUGACGAGGAGUCCAUGCGGCCGGUUAUUCCAGUUCUGCAGAGAUCACUUAAGAGUUUUUGAAAAAGAGUAAGAUAACAUGUCUGAGGAACCUGGACCAAGUGGCCAAUCACAUUCCCAGUCCCAGUCCCAGUCCCAGUCCCAAUCCCAGUCCCAGUCCCAAACCCAGUCCCAGCCAGGAUCGAGUUCAUCAUCCGCCCCAACAUCGUCCAGUCAGGGCUCUUCUUCUGGCUCAGGGACCCUGAGUUCUGUGGAUACAGUCCCUGUCCAAGAACUUCAACCUAUUCCAGAGGACGAGGAGGACCCCCAACCUCAGGUGUGGGGCUGCAUCAUUCCCUUGGUGCAGGGCUUCAGUGUUCUGAAUUGCGUUGAAAAUCAGUAUUUAUUUGGACGUGACAGACAAUGUGAUUACACGUUCAUCAACUCUGUUGUCAAAAAAUCAGCACAUUUCCACACUUACAGCAAAAAACACUUCAGAAUUUUUAAGGAGGAAAAUCUUGUAUACAUUGAGGAUCUCAGCGGAAAUGGGACUUGGGUGGACGACGAGAAAAUAGGAAAGGGGAAGCAAUGGCCGCUCAGUAAUAAUUCUGUUAUUGCACUGGCAGAAAAGAAGCAUCAAGUAUUCAUGUUCAUCGACAAGAUGGGUGAUGAGCAGCCAAACCUCCCUAAAGAGUUCAGCAACAAAUACCACAUUGCCCGAAAGAUUGGAACAGGGGUCUGUGGGGAAGUAAAACUCGCAAUUGAAAAGGACACGUGUAAAAAAGUUGCGCUGAAAACGAUUAACAAACAUGAUUUCCCAUCAGUAGGGACGGCCACAAGAAAUGCCGAAAGGGAAAUAGAAAUAUUAAAGAAAAUUGAUCAUCCUUGUUUGAUAAAAACAGAGGACUUCUACCAAACAGAAGACUCCUACUACAUUGUAUUGGAGUACAUUGAAGGUGGGGAGCUGUUUGGAAGAAUUAAAGCCAAAAAACAGCUGGAUGAAGGAAUCGCUAAACUCUACUUUUAUCAAAUGCUCCGAGCCGUGGAGUACCUCCAUAACAAUGGGAUAAUUCAUAGAGACCUCAAACCAGAGAAUGUGCUGCUGGCAUCACAUGAAGACAUUUGUUUGAUUAAGAUUACGGAUUUUAAUCAGUCUAAGAUUCUGGAAGAGUCGUCCCUGAUGAAGACACUUUGUGGAACGCCCACCUAUCUCGCCCCUGAGGUCUUCACUCAUGCAGCUACUGUGGGCUACACUAAAGCUGUAGACUACUGGAGUCUGGGGGUCCUCCUUUUUAUUUGUUUGGGUGGAUACCCUCCGUUUAACCCCGAAUGCUCCACCAUGUCCGUACGCGAACAGAUUAUAAAAGGCCAUUAUCGCUUCAUUCCAUCUCAGUGGAACGCAGUUUCAAGCGAAGCCAAAGACUUGAUCAUGAAGCUCUUGGUCGUGGACCCUGAAAAUCGCCUUAGCGUCGAAGAGGCACUUGAACAUGCAUGGUUAAAGGAUGACGAGAUGAGAAACGUGGCUAACCGACUAAUGUAUCCUGAAACAUCUAAGAAACGUAAGGCACAAGAGGGAGAGGGUGAACCAUCAUCCAAGAGAAGACCUGUUCCUUGAUGUUACCACACUUUUUUAUUCCCGUGCUCUGGUGGCCUUUUUUAAUCCUCUUUCCAUCUUGAAUGUCUAACACUGUACGACUCUGUAAAUACAAAAUAUCUGUACUAUUUCCUGUCAACAAUAAAAGGUUUUUACAUUUUCCAUUCCUCUUAUGAGAAUUUCAAACUAUUACAUUUAUUUAUUUGGCAAACCAUGCUAAUAAAAUGUGCAAAAAUAUUACAUUUCAGUCAGAAAUCUUCCCUUAUGGCCCAAAUGUCUACACAUUUGGCAUUUUGUAGUGUAGAUCCUUAAAAAGACAGUACAUUAUUUCACUUCAAACUGCACAUAAACCUUUAACUGCACAUCAGGCCCCUUUCACACAUGCAACCUGGUAAAUUGCAGUAAAAUUGUUAGCUUGCCUUUACUGGUAAAUGUUCAACAUCUGCUAUUCACACAUGCAACGGUUUUAGUCUUUUUUUUUACAUUUUGCGACCAUUCACACAUCAGCACCAAAAUGCCAUUAACCCUUUAAACUUUUUUUUUUUUUUCUCUCUCUCUCUGUUUCAGUGGCAUACCCAAAAUUAAAGACUUACACACACACACAAAAAGUGUUUAGUAUCAUUGUAAAGAAAACUUUUCAUUUUUUAAUAAUAUAGAUUAUGAUAAAUUAUGAGACUCUCCGCCUAAGAAACUUCUGGAAAAUCACAUAAACUUUACUUUUUUCUUAUAAAUUGUGCUCAUGAUAAUGUUAGCAAAUGUUCAUAGAAAAACAAAUCUAUAAUUUAUGACAAUAAAAGAAAUUUAUGAAAAUAAAAGUUUUUCUAAGGAUUGUUAUUAUUCUUUUCACGGUUUUGAGUGCUUUUGGGGCACUUAACAUGCUUAAAACCUCAUGAAAUUUUGCACACACAGAGUUGUCGACCAUUAGGCCUGGGCAAAAGGUCACACAUGGGCGUGUAAGGCAUGCUCUGUUGCGUCACCUUUUGACUAAAGUGGUGGGGUCAGUUUCACCUUCAGUCACCAAACUUGGUACAUAUAUUGUUCUCAUCAAGCCGGACAACUUUCAAAAUUACAGUCUUUGGCUCUGCCCAACAGGAAGUCUGCCAUUUUGGAUUUAAUUCAAAUUUUUUGAAAAUUGCAGGCCCUGAACUUUUAAAUACUCCUCCUGGGGAAUACAUGUGACUGUCACCAAAUUUAAGCAACAUUAUGCCAAGAUGCUAAAUUGUGAAUAGAUUUUUUUAUAUAUUGAAUGGUGUUGCCAUGGAGAGGCAAUAAAUUAUUGGCAAAAAAUGAGAAACAGGAAGUGUCUCUCAUCUUCUGCAUGCAUUGUGUGAUUUAGAUCAUAAUUGAGCUCUAUGUUUGGUAAUGGGGGCUGAUCACAUGGACGUGGCUAUUGUGGGUCACUGUCAUAGCGCCACCAACUGGCAGCAGGAAGUGUGGCACUUACAGUACACUUUGAUAUAGUCCUUUUAUUUUUAUCCAAAAUCCUUUAAAAGUUUUUUGAAUAAUGUCAAGACACUGCUGAUGUAAAAUUGUGAAGGGAUUCUUGAUAUCUUAAAUAGUGUUGUCAUGGCAACGGAUCGAAUUACAUCGUGUUGUAGUGUAUUCGGGUGUAUUUGACACACUCAGCCAUAUGUAUAAUCACACUUAUAACAUGAAUGUGGAUAUGGUGGGUCAUGGUCAAAGGGCCUCCAGCUUAUAACAAUGUGACACUUCGAAUAGGCAAAAAAAAAAAAAAAAAACACAUCAAAUUUACAUGUAAGGGGAUUCUUGAUAUCGUACGUGAUAUUUUCAUAGCCACAAGUCAAAUAUUAUUCUUUUUGGAUUGUUCGAGGGUUCACACUUGCCAUUAUUACAAAUUUAUUACGUUUGCCACACACAUCAAAGACUUUUCAGGUAAUGUUACAACUUCUAAUUAAGGGAAAUAGCCAGUGCAAAAUUUACCAGUAUUACAGAACAGAACAAUUCUGAAAAAGGCUGUAUGUGUGAAAGCGAAUAUAAGAUCUUUUAUUAAUCCCACACUGCAAAAAAUCAUUUUCUUAAUCAGUAUUUUUGUCUUGUUUUCCCGUAAUAACUCAACAUUCUUAAAACAAUACACAUUUCCUUAAGAAGCAAUAUUGUGUGAGAUAAGAAGACUUGUUUUCAGAAAAAUCUUUAAUUAUAUUUUUUUUUAUCCCAUUAGUAAAAUGCUUUUUUUUUCUUUUUUUUUUUUUCUUUUUUUUUUUU